Messenger RNA from Saccharomyces mikatae IFO 1815, 171 nucleotides. It is a transcript of the gene RPS29B, whose product is annotated as 40S ribosomal protein uS14. The record is from RefSeq and is a predicted model, not a curated record. The transcript has a single exon. Lineage: Eukaryota; Fungi; Ascomycota; Saccharomycetes; Saccharomycetales; Saccharomycetaceae. Gene Ontology annotation, molecular function: zinc ion binding; structural constituent of ribosome. Bases 1 to 171 code for a protein of 56 amino acids. Gene Ontology annotation, biological process: translation. Gene Ontology annotation, cellular component: ribosome; cytosolic small ribosomal subunit.
AUGGCUCACGAAAACGUUUGGUUCUCCCACCCAAGAAGAUUCGGUAAAGGUUCUCGUCAAUGUCGUGUCUGCUCCUCCCACACCGGUUUGGUCAGAAAGUACGACUUAAACAUCUGUCGUCAAUGUUUCAGAGAAAAGGCCAACGACAUUGGUUUCCACAAGUACAGAUAA